Molecule: messenger RNA, 984 nt
Organism: Eutrema salsugineum
Lineage: Eukaryota; Viridiplantae; Streptophyta; Magnoliopsida; Brassicales; Brassicaceae
Product: NDR1/HIN1-like protein 26
Exons: 1
Coding region: 96-737 (213 amino acids)
Biological process (GO): defense response to other organism
Source: RefSeq, a predicted model, not a curated record
CUUUAAUUUAUAUUAACCCCUUCACCUUCUCUCCUUCUUUCUUCAUCCUUCUCCAUCAUCAUCAACAACAUCUCUCCCUCUCUCUUUCUCUUCAAAUGUCUCAAAUCUCCAUAACUUCUCCAAAACAUUGCGCCAAGAAAGGAGGGAUCGACAUCAACAAUCGUCGCAAGAAACUCUUCUUCACAUUCUCAACUCUCUUCAGCGGCCUUCUCCUCAUCAUCUUUCUCAUCUGGCUCAUCCUCCACCCCGCGAAACCCGAGUUCUCCCUCACGGAAGCCGAUAUCUACACCCUCAAUCUCUCCUCCUCCGCCACUCACCUCCUCAACUCCUCAAUCCAACUCACACUCUUCUCCAAAAACCCUAACAAAAAAGUAGGAAUCUACUAUGAUAAGCUACUCGUAUACGCAGCAUACAGAGGACAACAAAUAACAUCAGAGGCUUCUCUACCACCUUUUUAUCAAUCCCACGAAGAAAUCAAUCUUUUGACUGCGUUUCUUCAAGGGACUGAGCUACCAGUUGCUCAGUCCUUUGGUUAUCAAAUCGGUCGUGAUCGGUCAGCCGGUAAAGUAAUCAUCGGUAUGAAGAUGGACGGAAAGCUACGGUGGAAGAUCGGGACAUUUGUCUCUGGCGCAUACCGGUUUAAUGUGAAUUGUGUUGCAAUCGUGGCUUUUGGACCGAACAUGACCACUUCUCCAUUAGCUUCAAUACAAGGGACUCGUUGCUCUACAACUAUAUGAGAUAUAUAGAAUGAAACAACCAUUUAUAUAACACAAUAGUUUCUUUCACUUGUGCUUAAUCGUUCCUUUUAUUAAACACUGUAUUUCGGUGAUGUUUUUGUGUUGGUACUUCUUGUAUAGCUAUAAACACUGUUUAUAUAAAAUUAUAGUAGUUAGUAUUCUACUCUUCCCCGAUGUAUUAUAACAAAAGCAGAGGAUGUCUCUGGUUAAAAGCAGAGGAGAAUUGAAAUGGCUAUACAAGAGAAAA